CAUAUGCUUGUAACCUGCUUAUCACACAGUCAGCAUCUCACCCUUUCCGAGCAGUGGUCCACGGUGAUAACAUUGCCUUCAAAGUAAAAAUGUGCCUAUGUGCAGCCACUACUUCUAUCCAUCACUGGCACAGCCUGAGCUGAGAGGAAACCACAGUUCUUAUUACCCAGCAUACUCCUUUACAACAAUCAGUUAAACAUGUUGGAUUAUUAUGAAGUUUUAGGAGUGCAGAGAUAUGCUUCACCUGAAGACAUUAAAAAGGCUUAUCAUAAAGUGGCACUUAAAUGGCAUCCUGAUAAAAAUCCAGAAAAUAAAGAAGAAGCUGAGAAAAAAUUCAAAGAAGUAGUAGAGGCAUAUGAGGUAUUAUCAAAUGAUGAAAAACGGGACAUUUAUGAUAAAUAUGGCAAAGAAGGAUUAAAUGGUGGAGGUGAAAGUCAUUCUGAUGAUUCUUUUGAGUAUGGCUUCACAUUUCGUAAGCGAGAUGCUAUCUUCAAAGAAAUUUUUGGUGAAAGGGAUCCAUUUUCAUUUCAUUUCUUUGAAGACUCUCUUGAGGAACUUUUAAAUAGCGUAAGAAGCUCAUAUGGAAGCAGAAACAGCGGCACAAGAUCCUUUUUCUCUACCUCCAGUGAAUAUCCAGUUUUUGAGAGAUUUUCUUCAUAUGAUAUGGGAUAUACACCAUAUAGUUCCGCAGGCCAUGAAGGCCUUCAUUCAUUCUGUUCCCCAUCAUUUAGUGGGAUGGAUGAUUAUGUAUCUUUAUCUGAAGUUACAACUUCAGGUAAAAUUAUUAAUGGCAGAAAUGCCAACAUUGAAAAUGAUCAGGAGAUAGAAGAAGUUGAAGAUGAUGGCGAGUUGAAGUCCUUCCUUAUAAAUGGCAUGGUGGACGAAGAGGGCUUUGCAGAAGAAUGCAGCUGGAGACGACAGUCAUUCAACACUUACCCACCACACUGCUGUAGCCCCAAACAUGUAUCUCAAUGCCCUUUAGCGGACAAUGGUGUGCAAGGUAUACCUUUGGUCACCAGCAACUGGAAUCCCUUUAUUUUCCCCGCAGGAUUCAAAGAAGGUGGUAAGAGGAAAAAAAAAAAGCAUAAAGAGGUACACAAGAAGUCGUCAAACAAAAGGAAUCGUUAAAUUGACUCUCUAGACACAUUAUAUAACAUUUGAACACGACUCUUGGUGUGUUUUGGUUAAUCACAGGGUUUUAUAGAUAACAU
This is a messenger RNA of Talpa occidentalis (Iberian mole), 1211 nucleotides long. It is a transcript of the gene DNAJB7, whose product is annotated as DnaJ heat shock protein family (Hsp40) member B7. The record is from RefSeq and is a predicted model, not a curated record. Gene Ontology annotation, molecular function: ATPase activator activity; Hsp70 protein binding. Gene Ontology annotation, biological process: positive regulation of proteasomal ubiquitin-dependent protein catabolic process; protein refolding. The coding region runs from base 199 to 1128 and encodes 309 amino acids. The transcript has a single exon. NCBI's taxonomy places the organism in Eukaryota, Metazoa, Chordata, Mammalia, Eulipotyphla, Talpidae. Gene Ontology annotation, cellular component: endoplasmic reticulum membrane; cytosol.